AGCUCCAGGGUCAUUCAAAAGCCAUGCAUAACCGCUUUUCCAUUCUAGAUCACACAAAUAAUAAUUAACACUCCAAAUACAAGUCCGAUUCCACUGGAAAUCACAAACUUGAUAGUUCAAAAGAUGGCGCAAGAACAGGAGUGCAGGCCAAACACCAAAGAUUCAAAGUUUGAUACCUACUUUGAAACCAUCCAAUCCAGGAAGAAAUUGCCAGAGACAUUGCAGGAGUCGCUGACAGAUGCAUUUGCAAAAAUUCCUGUUUCUUCUUUUCCCAAAGUUCCUGGAGGAAAAGUGAUUGAAAUUUCAGCAGACUCAUCAGUUGGCGAAGCCGUGAAGAUUCUGUCUGAAAGCAACAUAUUAGCAGCUCCAGUUAAGGACCCAAAUGCAGGAACCAGUUCAGAUUGGAGGAACAGGUAUCUUGGCAUCAUUGACUAUUCAGCUAUCAUUCUCUGGGUGUUGGAGAGUGCGGAACUUGCUGCAAUUGCCAUAUCGGCUGGCACAGCAACGGCUGCCGGAGUUGGCGCCGGAACUAUUGGCGCUCUGGGAGCACUGGCAUUGGGAGUGACAGGUCCUGCUGCGAUUGCCGGGCUAACUGCAGCUGCAGUGGGAGCUGCUGUGGCAGGUGGCGUAGCUGCAGAUAAAGGAAUAGGCAAAGAUGCUCCCCUAGCUGCUGCUAAUCUGGGGGAGGACUUCUAUAAAGUACUACUGGAAGAAGAACCAUUCAAGUCAACAACGGUGCGAUCAAUACUUAAAUCAUAUCGAUGGGCACCUUUUGUUCCAGUUGCAACAAAUAGCGUUAUGUUGACCGUGCUGCUGCUGCUUUCAAAGUAUAGGCUGAGGAAUGUACCCGUCAUAGAACCAGGCAAACCUGACAUAGUAAACUUCAUUACUCAGUCUGCAGUUGUUCAAGGACUUGAAGGUUGCAGAGGAAGAGAUUGGUUUGACUGCAUCGCAGAUAGGUCUAUAUCAUUUCUCGGACUCCCGUUUAUGUCUCCUGAAGAGGUUAUUUGCAUUCAGAGCAAUGAAUUGGUUCUUGAAGCUUUCAAGCUUAUGAGAGAUAAUCAAAUCGGUGGUCUUCCUGUAAUCGAGGGGGCAAAGAAGAAAAUUGUUGGCAACAUAAGCAUAAGAGACAUCAGAUUCCUGCUGCUGAGGACAGAGCUUUUCUCCAAUUUUAGGAAGCUUACUGUGAAUGAUUUCAUGAACAAAAUUGCCGCAGCAACCCAAGAAACUGGAAAAAUUGCACGGCCCAUAACAUGCAAGCCUGAUGCGACGUUGGGGAGUGUAAUCCAUACACUUUCUUCUCAGUCUAUUCACAGGAUUUAUGCAGUAAAUGAGCAGGAAGAACUGGUUGGAGUCAUCACUCUGAGAGAUGUAAUCUCUUGUUUCAUCAAUGAACCAUCAUACCAUUUUGACGAUUACUAUGGCUUUGCAGCUAACGAGAUGUUGAAUCACUGAUUUGCAUUGAAGUUUAAAUAAAUAGAUGGAACACUCUAAAUGUAGCACACUCUUUUAUGUUUCCACAGAAAACAUUUGAUUUGUAUGUUUGUAUUGUAUAAGCAAUUCUCAUGCAACAUCAAUCAUACUAAAG
Messenger RNA from Arachis stenosperma, 1588 nucleotides. RefSeq names its product SNF1-related protein kinase regulatory subunit gamma-1-like. The transcript has 6 exons. The record is from RefSeq and is a predicted model, not a curated record. Bases 124 to 1455 code for a protein of 443 amino acids. NCBI's taxonomy places the organism in Eukaryota, Viridiplantae, Streptophyta, Magnoliopsida, Fabales, Fabaceae.